Pistacia vera is the source of this 1572-nucleotide messenger RNA. RefSeq names its product BTB/POZ domain-containing protein At3g05675-like. The record is from RefSeq and is a predicted model, not a curated record. Bases 92 to 1390 code for a protein of 432 amino acids. The transcript has a single exon. Gene Ontology annotation, molecular function: protein binding. Lineage: Eukaryota; Viridiplantae; Streptophyta; Magnoliopsida; Sapindales; Anacardiaceae.
UUGGUUCUCAUUCUUUUCAGGUACACCUCAAAUUGGACUUCUGUUCUCUGAGUUGCAUAAAGCAUGAAUUUUUUCUUUCCAUUCUCCUCGUAUGGACAUUAUUGGAGUGGUCAAACCCUGUAAACUUGGUGACCAGAGUACUAGUGAUAUCAUUGUACAAUUGAGAAAUAAUGAAGGAAGACCUGAAAGUUUCUACUCUCACUCAACCGUUCUUAUAAGUAAGAGCAAAUACUUUGCUGAUAAGCUCUCCUGUCUGGACUCUGGCAAAUGCAUUCAGAUUCACUGCUCAAAGUUCAAUUAUGAUUAUCAUGUCAAACUUUUAAGAUUGCUGUAUCUCCCCGUUGACUCACUUUUGGAUUCUUUGGACACUGUCAAAUCUGCUAUUGGUAUUCUUCAGCUAGCCAUUGAUUUCGGUUGUGAAGAGAUCACAAAGGGCUGUGUCCAGUAUCUGGAGGCCAUUCCUUGGGAGGACAAGGAAGAGGAAGAAAUUCUAAAAACAGUUUCAAAGCUGGGACCAAUAGCCAUGCCUAUAUUAGCCAGGAUCCAACCUGUAGAUCUAAAGGCUACAAAGAAUGUUUUUGUUUCCGCUGUUCGCUUUGCCACUAACAUUGGUGGAUCAUGUCCACCAUUUGAUGCCAAUCUUAAAACAUCUGCUCAAGAACAAGUUGAAUACAUGCUAGCAGAAGAUGCUGACACCCCACUGGUUACUGCUGAUGAUGAAGUAAAAUCAGUAGUGAAAAUGGGUCUUUCCAAGGUUUGUUCUUCAUUUGAAAAGGAAUUGUCUUCCUUGCUUUUGGAGUCUGAUCUCACAUCUGAGACAGCAGAGGAUAAAAUAAUGCUGUGUCUAUCAGAUAUUGAAUGGAUGUCUAACAUACUUCUGAAGAUGAAUUUGAUGAACGAAUUCGUUUUAAAUUGGACUGAAAUCUCUGAUAAGAUAUUGGCGGUUAUUGAAGAUAAGAAACUUGAUUCUUCCAUGUGGGCAUUGAAAAUAAAGGUAAUAGAAUUGACAGGAAAAGUCUUGGAUGCAGUUGGUUAUGGAACUGUGAUACUCCCGGCGCCAUCCCGUGUAAGAUUGCUAAAGACAUGGCUACCUUAUAUAAGAAAAAUGAAGCCUCUUCUGGAAGUGAAGAGUAGCAAGGAGGUAGAUUUUCCUCACAAGAUGGACGAAGACCUCUGUGGGAACAUAGAGGAAGCAAUCGUCCAGCUAGUACUGGCGUUACCAUCAAAUGAUCAAGCUGAAAUACUAACAGACUGGUUGAAAACCGAGCAGGUAAAGUAUCCAGACUUGAGCGAGGCCUUUGAAGUGUGGUGUUACAGAACUAAGUCAGCAAAGAGAAGAUUGCUGGAAGGAGGGUUGGAUAGAGUAGGCAAUGCCACCCUUAGCCUUUGAGGUAUUAUUAUUAUUGUAUUCAUGUUGUAAAAUUAAAUUCCAUCGUCUAUAUUCCUGAAAGUUCUAUUUGAUUUUUCCAUUUUAAUGGAGUGUCCAAGAAAUUGAACAGAUAAUGCUUCCAAAUAUGAUUCAGAACAAGAAUCAAUCACCAUUUUUGAUCGAGAAUAUGCUAACAAUAGCCC